Molecule: messenger RNA, 1242 nt
Organism: Mercenaria mercenaria
Lineage: Eukaryota; Metazoa; Mollusca; Bivalvia; Venerida; Veneridae
Exons: 8
Coding region: 1-1242 (413 amino acids)
Source: RefSeq, a predicted model, not a curated record
AUGAGGAGCGCUGGUGCCUGGCAUAGUGGCCACAGGAGCUCGUCCUCUUCAUACGGAGGAAAUAACUUUUCCAGUACAACUUCCACACAUUCCAGCAAUCAAUCUGGUUCCUCUGGUCACAUGAGCACGGCUGGUUCCGGUGGACAUCAUGGCGGCCAUUCCGCAAAUAAUAGUCCAAAGUCGAGUUCCACUUCAUCUAGUAGUACAAGUCAGACAUCCUCAUCAGGAUCUAAAGCGUCCAAUCAAACUUCAGGUUCCGGUAUGAGCAGCACGGCAGCCAGCACGGCAGCCAGCACAGCAGCAUCUACCGCUGCAGGUACUGCCAGUCACCAAAAACACACCACAAAACAGUCGGGUACCACGGCUAAAUCUUCAAGCAGUAAUUCUGGAAGUCAUCCAGUCAGCUCUCAUCAAUCCGGUAACCAUUCAAGUAACCAGUCCGGAAGUAGCUCUGCGUCUGCACACACAACAAAGAAAGCUCAGCAUCAUAACCACCACCACCGCACAACCAAGGCAGCUGCUAAAGCCACAACUACUCAUAAGCCGACAACACACAAGCCUACGACCACACAAAAACCAACCACUACACAUAAACCUACAACUAAACAUAAACCUACACAACUACACACACAAACCUACAACUACACACCAGCCAACAACAUCCACUACCACCACAGAAAAGCCAACAACCACACAAAAGCAAACUACUACACACAAACCAACAACAACGACAAAAGCAACAACAACAACAAAACCAACAACAACCACUGCAGCCAAAACUACAAAGAAAUCAAGCUCCUCCCAUUCUUCCAUUUACGUUCCUCCCAUCAGUCUGGUUCCCAUUCUUCUUCAAGCGGAAGUUCAAGCUCUCAUCAGUCUGGCUCUGGGCAACAGUCGGCAUCAAAUAAAACGAGCUCUAAUCAGCACAUGACUAAACCAAUGGCGCCACCACACAUGACCCAACCAACGGCGCCACCACACAUGACAAAACCAACGGCACCACCACACAUGACAAAACCAACAGCACAACCACAUAUGACCAAACCAACGGCGCCAUCACACACGACAGGGCCAACUACCCCAAGAAUGACAAAGCCAACUGUGGUGUCCGUGUCCAGCACACCAGUACCAGAUACUACAACAACUGCACAAGGACUGACAACGACAUGGAAAGACUAUGUAGAGAUGGUACCUGAGGCUUCUUAUUCAACGACAACAACAACAAAUCAAGCGCAAAAUUGA